AAAUCUGGUUCCAGAAGCAGGUGCUGGGGGGGGGCAUGUUGUGCGCUUGUGCCCACUGUGUGCAUAUGUGCCUUAGUUGUUUCCACGACAAUGCACAGCCUCCAUCUCAAAUCUUUUUCCUCGCGCUCGGGCAACGAUUGCUCUUGCCUGCUCUAUGCUUCAUAAUAGCAGCCACCGUGAUGCAAAGAGGCUGUUACACCUGCUAGGGAAUAAUUGCCCUUUUGCUUAUAUAUCUGGAAAGAAAAGCCGAAAAGACCGGGAGAGGCGCUGAAGGACAAUAGCACCAAGAGAAAGACAACAGAGGAAAGAGGAUCUAUCCACACCCCUUGAGGAAUAUAUGUGUAUAUAUUUUCUCCUUUCAUUGUGUAGGCAGAAACAGAGAGAUUGUUCUUGUUCUAUUUGUAUUUUUUCUUGGGUGAAUCGGUGCCAUUCUCGGACGGGCAUCUCCCCACUCCCCAGGAACCGCAUGCUGCAAAUGGUCAGGACACUUGCCCAGUUCACCAUCGCAUUGGAAGACAUGCGAGAACUUGGGGAUGCUGCUGAUAACACCCUGAGCCCCCCAUCCUUGGCUGGGGGGGCCACCGAAGAGACCCAGGAGAAAAAUAGCAGCAGCCCCACCAGGAAUGGCACCACCGAGGAUAUGCGGAAACAUGUCUCAUGACUCUCUUGGAUACUGAGCAGUCCUAUGUGGAGUCUCUCCGGACCCUCAUGCUGGGCUAUAUGAAGCCCCUGAAACAACCAGAAAAUUCCAUCCUCUGCGACCCUUCUCUGGUGGAUGAGAUCUUUGAUCAGAUUCCUGAGCUGUUGGAGCAUCAUGAGGAGUUCCUGGAGCAGAUCUCUGAGUGCAUGCAGAAAUGGCAUGAGAAGCAGAAAGUGGGAGACAUCCUGAUACAAUCUUUUUCCAAGGACAUCCUGGUGAAUAUUUAUUCCGCCUACAUAGAUAAUUUUCUCAAUGCCAAAGAUGCCGUAAGGAUUGCCAAGGAAGCCAAGCCAGCAUUUAUGAAGUUUCUGGAGCAAAGCAUGAGGGAAAACAAAGAAAAGCAGGCCCUAUCGGACCUCAUGAUCAAGCCCGUACAACGGAUUCCACGCUAUGAGCUUCUGGUCAAGGACCUUCUGAAACAUACCCCAGAGGAACAUCCUGACCACCCAUUCUUGUUAGAAGCCCAGAGGAACAUCAAGCAAGUGGCCGAGAGGAUCAACAAAGGGAUGAAGAGUGCGGAAGAGGUGGAGAGGAAUGCCCGGAUCGUGCAAGAGAUCGAGUCCCACAUCGAGGGAAUGGAAGAUCUCCAAGCACCACUCCGGAGAUUCCUGCGCCAGGAGAUGGUGGUGGAAGUGAAGGCUGUUGGUGGAAAGAAGGACCGCUCUCUUUUCCUCUUCACAGAUCUUCUGGUUUGCACCACUUUGAAGCGCAAGUCAGGGUCUCUGCGAAGAAGUUCCAUGAGUCUUUACACAGCCGCCAGUGUUAUUGACACAGCCAGCAAGUACAAAUUGCUCUGGAAGUUGCCCCUGGAAGAUGUUGACAUUGUGAAAGGGGCCUCUCAACCCACCAACCGUGAAAGUAUCCAGAAGGCCAUCUCUCGGUUGGAUGAAGACCUCAGCACACUUGGUCAAGUCAGCAAACUUUCUGAGACCCUCAGCUUCCCCCAUCAGAGCCUGGAUGACGUUAUCAAGGACCUGAUGGCGGCCAUCCACCGUGAGCUGGCUGAGAAGCAGUCCCUGUCCUUCACCAUGUCCUUCCCACCUAACAAGAUGGAGCUGACGGCCACCAAGGCCGAUGGCACGGAGUCCUACAUCUUUGAGUUUCCCAAUCCAGAUGCGCGCCACAGCUUUGAGCAAGCCUUUGAGGACACCAAGAAAAAACUAGCUUCUAACAAAAAUUGCCUGGAUCCUGAGUUCCUGAAGGCGAUUCCCAUCAUGAAAACAAGAAGUGGAAUGCAAUUCUCCUGUGCCUCUCCCAGCCACAGCAACCCUGAGAAUGCCUAUGAGGUCUGGGUAUGUAACAGUGAUGGCUACGUUGGACAGGUCUGCCUUCUCAGCAUCAGGAAAGAGCCCAUUGUCGAAGCUUGCAUCGCUGUCUGCUCUGCUAGGAUCCUCUGCAUUGCCUCUGUGCCGGGCCUCAAGAGAACAUACAGGGAACGUCCCACAUCUCUUACCAGCCCAUCCUCAGAACCGGUUCACACAACACUGGAGGAGUCUGGACCUCAGCAGUGCUUGCAUAUCUCCAUUUCUGGGUCUUCUCUGGAGCUCUCAGAGCCGAUGGACAGCACCAACCGGGAACUGGUCCCCUUCGACAGUGACGACACCGAUGACGAAUCCUCGCCAAGUCCUUCUGGAACCCUCCAGAGCCAGGCCAGCCAUUCCACCAUCUCCUCAAGCUUUGGAAAUGAAGAGAUCCCAAGCUCUAAAGACGUGACGGCUGAAACAACCAGCUCAGAAGAGGAGCAAGAUGCGGCAGCUUUCCUUCCCCUGGCCUCUACUUUCACCCAGAACCGGAACAGCGAGAGCCCUAUGGAUGGCCGGGCUAUGAGGCGGUCAAGUCGAGGGUCAUUCACCAGGGGAAGCCUAGAAGACCUGUUGAACACAGACCCUGAGGCUUAUCAGAGUUCCAUGUGGUUGGGAACGGAAGAUGGCUGCAUCCAUGUCUACCAGUCUUCAGAUAAUAUCCGCAACCGGAAGAAUAGCAUGAAGAUGCAACAUUCAGCAUCUGUGACAUGUAUUCUGUACCUCGAUAACCAGGUGUUUGUGUCCCUGGCCAAUGGAGAGCUUGUUGCCUACCAGAGAGAAGCAGGACGGUUUUGGGACUCUCAGAACUCCAAAUCCCUCUCGCUGGGCUCUCCAGGAAGCCCCGUAACCAAGAUGGUAGCUGUGAGUGGACGGCUGUGGUGCGGAUGCCAGAACAGAGUCAUCAUCCUCAACACAUCCACAUUGCAGCAGGAGCACACAUUUCAUGUUGGACAAGACAGCCACCGCAGCGUGACCUGCAUGGUCAGCUCCAGCGUGGGGGUCUGGGUCACACUCCAGGGCAGUGCCCAGGUGAGGCUGUACCAUCCUGCCAGCUAUGAUCAGUUGGCUGAAGUGGACAUCACUCCUCCAGUCCACAAGAUGUUGGCAGGUUCGGAUGCCAUUAUACGCCAGCACAAAGCUGCUUGCUUGCGCAUCACUGCCCUCUUGGCAUGCAAGGACCUGCUCUGGAUUGGGACCAGUGCAGGAGUGGUGCUGACACUCUCCAUCACAGCCAAUGCCACCUCCUUGAAGACUCAGCCUUUGCCGGUGGGCCUUUCUCAAGGACACACAGGACAUGUCCGGUUCCUCACCUCUGUUGACUUACCUGAAGGCUUUGAUAUCCUCUUUCCAUUGCCCAGGGAUCCAGGUGCAGAGAAGUCCAAUGACUUGGAGAAGAGGGACUCCUUGAGGCACCGGCCUUCCAAGUCCAAGAUGCUUGUGAUCAGCGGGGGAGAUGGCUAUGAGGAUUUCCGACUCACCAACAGCAGUGAGACAGUGGGACGGGAUGACAGCACAAACCAUCUCCUCCUCUGGAGGGUCUGAGGGCUAUCCCAAUGGGGAAAGGAAGAGAAGGAAAGGUCCAGUUCCGUCUUCGCCGUCCACCCCUGAAUGCGUACUGCUCUCGUAGAUGUGUCUCAUUGCCCAUCUUGAAUGUCUCUUUGUACGUGCGAUUGCCUCCUGGAUCCACCGCACGGAAGGAGCAAUGCCUCAGGACGGACGGUGUGCAACCCUUCCUCUGCCCCACCAGUUCCAUGUUGCACAAUUUGUGCCGUCUGCUGUUUUUACGAGUGCCGUGGCGUACGUGCGUGAAAAGCACAGGUGGGCUUAUUCAGAUCCGCCAGGCACUCCAGAAGGCUCCAGGACAGGAAGAGAAGGAGCGAGAGAACAAUGCAAGAACCCAGCCUUGUCUAGGAAGGGAUUGUCUGCUUUGUGUGUGUUGCUUGGUAAGAAACCCCAACACUGAACCCAGAAGCAUUUGGGUGUUCUUACAUCUCUAUUUUGAUCCACUGAAGCUUCAGAGUCCAGACGCUGGCUUGUAUGAACAAUACUUGGAUGACCUCCAAAGAGUCUGAUCCCAAUAUAAGUAGGAACUUUACCAGCUUAUCCAGCCCAUUGGUUGCCCUCAAUACUCCUCGGCCAGAUAUAGUUGUUCAGAUACUAUACUCAAUGUCACCAUUAUAUUCCAUCCACAUAGAAAGCACACAGUAGCCUCUAGUAUUCCUCACAAGAACCAAUCACACCAUUGCCUCAACAACCCUAGUGCAUUCACUCCCAUGUCUCCAGCAUACAGAUAACAUGGGGGUGGGUGGGUGUGUAUGUGUAUGUGUGUGUCUUUUUAAAAUAUAUGUAUAAAUAACCUUUAUUUAUUGUUGACUGGGGUGAGGAGGUGUUCUGAAAAGGGGAGAAGUGGGGAGAUGCGUUUGCACCAUUUCUGAGUAAGUUAUGAGCUGGGGUUUGGAGAAAGGUUGUAGACACUUAUCACAGCCCUUGGCACCCAGUGCAUGGGCUGUAUUGUGUUGAGUGCAGGGUUGUGACCAAACAUUGAUAUUAAAGGUGGUUCUGUAUGUAGGUUGUAUCAAAUUGUGAUGUUGAUGACAGUCACUAGCCAGGAUGGCUUCCAGAGCAUUGUGUGUGUGUGUGUGUGUGCGCGCGCUCACGUGCGUGUAGGGUUUAGUGGGAAAAGAGAAAAGUUGAGGGUGGAAGGAAGUUUACUUUUUGUGGAUUCUGUGAAGGUGACAGCAACAAAAGCAUGGAUCUAAAAAGAAAAAAAUGUGCAAUAUUGAGCUGGUUUGCCCACAGAUCCUGCACAUGCUUAGGAGGCUGGGUCACAAAGACCUAUUGGCGAAGGCCUCACCACAACACUUUUAUUUAGGCCUCUCUGGUUACCAGGAUUGUCCAUAUUGCUUCAUAUUGUCACAGGGUUACAGGAGCAUGUGGGCGGCAGUUUGUAUUGUCCUCGUGGUCUCCUUGUACAGUAUUUAUGUUUGCUUUUCUUAAAAAUUAGCUACCAGUGGCAGCUUGCAAGUUGAGGAGGCAGAGGGUGCCUCACUCCAAAAUGGCAGGGAAGGCAUCCUAUCUUACUCAUUCUCCAAGUCAGCUGCGCAAGCUACCAGAUGUUCAAGGGAAAGGAGAAGAUUGGACUGUCAGUGGCACUUAAUUUAUCCAUUUUUUUAAAAAAAUGAAAAGAGAGGGCUUUCAGAUACAAACAAAACAGGGAAUAUGGCUGGUUGGGUUUAUCUUUGGUUCGAGAGAAAUAAAUUGGCCAUCUGGAGAGCAUAAAGUCAACACAUUCACAGGAAGAAGUAUCCUUCUAAAACACGUUCCCAACCUUUGGUCCUCCAGAAGAUUUGGACUUCAGCUCCCAUAAUUCCUGAUUGUUGGCUAAAUUGAUUAGAGAUUCUGGGAGCUGAAGUCCAAAACAAAUAGGGGACCAAAGGUUGGGAACCACUGGAAGUUAGACUACCAUUCAUAUUAUGGUGGCUUCUGGACAUGGAGAUUAAGGUGAAGAGAUUUCUAGUAUGAAGAAUGAAGAAAAGCUAGGCCACCUUCCACUGGGGGACCAUGUGGACCCCAUUUUAAGCUACCAUCUGACCUCUGUUGGUUGAUAGGGUACCUGCCAAUUUUUCCAAACAAGGUGGACCUUGGUCUCACACAUCCAGAGACUUGUUGUUGGUGUUGUUGUUGUUGUU
Molecule: messenger RNA, 5693 nt
Organism: Sceloporus undulatus (fence lizard)
Lineage: Eukaryota; Metazoa; Chordata; Lepidosauria; Squamata; Phrynosomatidae
Gene: ARHGEF17
Product: Rho guanine nucleotide exchange factor 17
Exons: 22
Coding region: 658-3546 (962 amino acids)
Biological process (GO): actin cytoskeleton organization
Molecular function (GO): guanyl-nucleotide exchange factor activity; protein binding
Source: RefSeq, a predicted model, not a curated record